Molecule: messenger RNA, 2081 nt
Organism: Sorex fumeus (smoky shrew)
Lineage: Eukaryota; Metazoa; Chordata; Mammalia; Eulipotyphla; Soricidae
Gene: EGLN2
Product: egl-9 family hypoxia inducible factor 2
Exons: 6
Coding region: 350-1570 (406 amino acids)
Biological process (GO): cellular response to hypoxia; peptidyl-proline hydroxylation to 4-hydroxy-L-proline
Cellular component (GO): cytoplasm; nucleus
Molecular function (GO): L-ascorbic acid binding; peptidyl-proline 4-dioxygenase activity; ferrous iron binding
Source: RefSeq, a predicted model, not a curated record
CGAGGCGGGGGCGGGGCGUCGCGGGCGGUGGGGGCGGGGCAUGGCGCGCUGCGCGGCGCUGGGCGGCUGGCACAAACGGCGGCGCCGGGGCCGGAGGAAAAAGCUCGCCACCCUUUCGGGUCCCUUACCAAGCCCGUAGGGACCACAGAGGAUUUGGGGAUCGGCGAGCACCCCCCAGGGCACGAGAGGGACCUCAGCCGCCUGCCCUGCCUCACCCUGCCCUGCCCCACGCCAGGCCCAGCCGCCCCGGCCUUCGGCUGCAUCAAGUGGAGGAGGCAGAGGCGGAGGAGGGUGGCACCAUGGGCCCGGGCCGUGCCCUCCAUGCCCGGGGGAUGAAGACACCGCUGCCAUGGACAGCCCAUGCCAGCCGCAGCCCCUGAGUCAGGCUCAGCCUCAGUUGCCUGGUUCUGCAACCGAACCCUUGGACACUGGUCGGGCCAGGAUGGGGGUGGAGAGUUACUUGCCCUGUCCCCUCUACCACCAUCCCGGAGCCCCUAAUGAGGCACUGGGGAGUGGGGGGCCCCGCGCCGUGGCCACUUCUGCCACUGCCAGCCCCCUGCGCGAAGGAUUCUGCGGACACGAUGGCGGCGAGCUGUGGGCACUGCAGAGCGAAGGUGCUGCGGCUCUGGUCACCAAGGGGUGCCAGCGACUGGCCGCUCAGGGCGCCCGGCCUGAGGCCCCAAAACGGAAAUGGGCAGAGGAUGGGGGGGAUGCCCCAGCCCCCAGCAAGCGGCCCUGGGGCAGGCAGGAGAACCCUGAGGCAGAGGGCGAGGCGGAGGGGGAGAGUGGCCGUGGCUGCAGCAGCAGGGGCAGUGGUGAAGCCAGCGCUGGGCAGAAGGAGGAGGAGUCGGCGGCACCCUGGGCUGCCGAGCGCCUGGCCCUGGACUACAUUGUCCCCUGCAUGCGGUACUACGGCAUCUGCGUCAAGGACAGCUUCCUGGGGGCGACCCUGGGCGGCCGCGUGCUGGCCGAGGUGGAGGCGCUGCAGCGGGGCGGGCGCCUGCGCGACGGGCAGCUGGUGAGCCAGCGGGCCAUCCCACCGCGCAGCAUCCGCGGCGACCAGAUCGCCUGGGUGGAAGGCCACGAACCCGGCUGCAGGAGCAUCGGGGCCCUCAUGGCCCACGUGGACGCCGUGAUCCGCCACUGCGCCGGGCGGCUGGGCGCCUACGUCAUCAAUGGGCGCACCAAGGCUAUGGUGGCAUGUUACCCUGGCAACGGACUGGGCUAUGUGAGGCACGUGGACAAUCCGCACGGUGACGGCCGCUGCAUCACCUGCAUCUACUAUCUGAACCAGAACUGGGACGUCAAGGUGCAUGGCGGCCUCCUGCAGAUCUUCCCCGAGGGUCGGCCAGUUGUGGCCAACAUUGAGCCACUCUUUGACCGGCUGCUUGUCUUCUGGUCCGACCGGCGGAACCCCCACGAGGUGAAACCAGCCUAUGCCACCAGGUAUGCCAUCACCGUCUGGUAUUUUGAUGCCAAGGAGCGCGCAGCAGCCAAAGACAAGUACCAGCUAGCGUCAGGACAGAAGGGCGUGCAAGUGCCCGUCUCCCAGCCCACCACGCCCACCUAGCACCUUCCUGGGCCACAUGGACAGAAGCUUGCCCAGGCUUCCAGAGCCAGCCUCAGGCGCUGCGCCUUUCCUGCCACUGCUGCUGCUUCCGACCCUGCCUCUGUCCUGCCUGGUGUGGAGGGCAAGGAGGGAUCUCUGCUGGCCCAGGCUGGGCUCGUGAAUGGGGCAGUGCCCACUCUUCCUUGAGCUGGGGUCUGGCCCGCCCCAUCGUGCCCCUGGCAGGCGUGGGCAGCUGGAAGGCAACAUGGCCUCUUCCCGCCAGGAUGCAGAAUCUGGAACUGGGCUGAGUCAUGGUCUCUUGGCUGGCAAAGGUUUGUGGGGGGCGGGGCAGGGAUCUCUGAUUCCCCCACCCCCCCCAACUCCUCCAGUUGGAAUGUGAAGUGACUCCCUGGCCCUUUCGGCCACAGCGCCUAUCGGACUGGGCUGCAGGAUUCUUGGGCAGGAUGAAGGUGCCGGGAGGAGCAUGGUGUCCAUCCCGUCAGCCACGAAAUAAAAGUUUACCUCAGCUGCA